AUGCGCGCAAAGCAGUCCCUCCUCGCUCUCGUCGUCAUUGCUGUUCUGGCUCUCCUCGUCGUGCCAGGGUCUUCAACUCCGUCUCCUACGUCUGCUGAUGCGACCGUCGCGGGAAGGCCAGUCUGGAAGGGCAACUGUGAUAAUCCACGAGUCCGCAAGGAGUGGCGAACGCUCACUCGACAGGAGCAGAUCUCCUUCAACGAGGCAGUCCAGUGCUUGAAACGGAAGCCACACGACAGCCGCCUCCGAACUGUUGCGCCUUCCCACUUGUCUGGCGUGCCAAACAUUAAUCCAAAGUCGACGUUUUGGGACGACCUCGUCUAUGUCCAUGCAACAUGUACGCCCCUCGUUCAUUUCACUGGCCUCUUCCUUGCGUGGCAUCGCCUUUUCGUCUAUAAUGUCGAAACAGAGCUUCAAAAUUGUGGCUUUCCCAAGAACCUCGGCAUGCCGUAUUGGAAUUGGACGCUGGACUACAAGGACGGCCUGGACAAAGCACCUCUCUGGGGUACUGAGCCAUGGCAGAUUGGCCCUGCGACGGGCACGGGCAAGAACUGGAUCGUCGAGGAGUUCCCGGAGAUGGUCGCGUAUCCUUCCCCGCAUAGAAUCUCUCGGCGCUACAAUCGACAUCCAUUUCGGAAGUCGGUCGAGAGCGAAGUACUGACGAGCUCCUUUGCUGCCAAUUCCAAGGUGGCAGCGACGAACACUAAGGUGGCAAACAACACCGUAUUGCCCAAUCACAUCAUCCAAAAGGCAAAGGAACAGACAGGUCAUACUCGCCGAAGCAAAUUAGCAAAGGGCGAAAAGCCCGAGAGCAUCAAACCGGCGAAUCAGCCAAAAAGGUUGUCGCCAUCCGAUCUGGCCAAAAGAUUCUCAACCGAGGAGAAGGCAUUCAAAGGAUCACUGUCGCAGAAAGUCAAAGAGGAUGACGAGACUACCAACAUGACGGGAGAGGAGAUGGUGUCACCGGAAGCGAUCAGAUGGGUCUUUGAGGCUCGGGACGGCGACUACGAGACCUUUGCCCAGCGCGUUGAAGGGACACCUCACGUCGCAGCACACGAAAGCUUCUCGAUUCACAAUCUCGAUAUCAAUUAUUCACCAGAGUCGAGCCACUUCUACUUGCAUCACUGCAUGGUCGAGCAAGAGUGGUACAGCUGGCAGAAGCGCAGUCCACUGAAUCAGGGUGCCAUCGGUGGAAAACAGACUCAGUCGGAGCACGAAGGCCUUGGAGUGGGAAAUGCCGUGACAUACGACACCAUUCUCCCCAUGGCUGGUAUUUGGCCGGAUCAGAAAGUGAGGGACGUUCUCGAUCCGAGAGGCAACGCUCCCUUGUGUUACGAGUAUCAGUAG
Acaromyces ingoldii is the source of this 1347-nucleotide messenger RNA. Its product is annotated as Di-copper centre-containing protein. NCBI's taxonomy places the organism in Eukaryota, Fungi, Basidiomycota, Exobasidiomycetes, Exobasidiales, Cryptobasidiaceae. The record is from RefSeq and is a predicted model, not a curated record. The coding region runs from base 1 to 1347 and encodes 448 amino acids. The transcript has 4 exons. Gene Ontology annotation, molecular function: oxidoreductase activity.